AUGCCUGCUGGACGACCCCAGGUCAACAUGGAGCCCUAUAAGGACCAAGUCAUUGUUCUCCUGACCCAAAAUACGCCUAUUAAUGUCAUACUAGACAUGUUGCACCAAAAUCAUGGUCUCCAAAUCUCUCCCAGAACAUUCAAGCGCCGUACGCAGGCCUGGUGUAUCCAGCGACGAGCACCCACAGGCAUCACCAAUAACAGACCCUUACAAAUACGCGUCAAGACACUCAUCUGUAAGGGUAAUCUGUCUCCGAAAGAGAUACUCGAAGUUCUCACCCGUGAUGGCACUCCUAUCUCUAAUAACUCACUUAAGCAAAUCCAUAGGCGGCUUAGUAUACGCCUUCGCAUUGAUGAUAAGGACGAGCAGCGUCAGCAGAAGGACAAGAUACUAGAGGUACUGGAGGAGGAACAAGGCUUUGGGCUUAUUGAAGAGUACGGACGGGGUCACCUUUAUGCCCACUUACGCCGUUAUAGGCAUAUCUAUGCAAGAGACCGAAUCUUCGAUAUUUAG
This is a messenger RNA of Penicillium manginii, 513 nucleotides long. RefSeq names its product Clr5 domain-containing protein. The transcript has a single exon. The record is from RefSeq and is a predicted model, not a curated record. NCBI's taxonomy places the organism in Eukaryota, Fungi, Ascomycota, Eurotiomycetes, Eurotiales, Aspergillaceae. Bases 1 to 513 code for a protein of 170 amino acids.